Messenger RNA from Chenopodium quinoa (quinoa), 2403 nucleotides. RefSeq lists its product as uncharacterized. The record is from RefSeq and is a predicted model, not a curated record. The coding region runs from base 1 to 2403 and encodes 800 amino acids. Gene Ontology annotation, biological process: regulation of DNA-templated transcription. The transcript is spliced from 5 exons. NCBI's taxonomy places the organism in Eukaryota, Viridiplantae, Streptophyta, Magnoliopsida, Caryophyllales, Amaranthaceae.
AUGGUAGGAACACCUGAAAUUUUAGAAUGUCCCAUGGUAGAUUCUAAAUUUCCAGGCGUUUCUUCCAUGGAUUCGGAAUCAGAAAACGGUGGUGAUGGUGUGAAUUAUAGUGGCCAUUUUCAAACCGACACAGUGUUUCCUAGUUAUGAUGCUACUGUUCAAUGGGCGAAAGAAAUUUCCCGGCCAAUUGGAUUUAUAUUUGUCUCAUCAUCGUACAAAACAACCACCGAUGGUCGGUCGUUUCGAUAUUUGGCUUGCGAUCGUGGUCGGAAGAAAAGGCCAAGAGAUUUGGAGAAUGUGAUUCGCAAGGACACUAAAACCAAGUCCGUUGGGUGUCCUUUCUUCAUCAAGAUUUAUUACGAGAGAAGCACCGAUGGUUGGAGGAUCUGUGCUAAAAAUGAUGUAACCGGCACCCACAAUCAUCCAUUCAUUGUGUAUCCUGAAGGUCAUCGACAAAUCAGCGGUCUUAGUCCAGGUGCGAAACAGGUUGUGCGUAACUUGAUGAGGUCAAAGGUUGCCUCUCGUAACAUCAUGUCAACCAUUAUAGAGCAAUUUCCUGAAGAUCAUCCGAACAUCAUGCAUAUAUACAAUAGUAGAAGUGACAUCAGAAUGGAUGAUUCCGAAGGAAGAGGAGUGGUUCAACAAUUACUGCAUUUGGCUAGAGAGAGUCACUACCUUUACUGGGUUAUGGCUGAUGACAUCGGUGUUUUACAACAUGCAUUCAUGGUGCAUCCAAUCACGUGCAACUUGUUACACACAUACCCGUACGUGAUUGGUAUGGACUCUACGUACAAGACAAACAUAUACGACAUGCCAUUCUUUGAGAUAGUUGGGAGAUUGAGGGAUUUGAUCGGAUACCAACGGGAGCCAUCAGUGUUCUUAACUGACCGUGAGCUUGGACUUUGUGCAUCAUUGAAAGCCGAGUUUCCUCACCUUACACAUUUACUUUGUAGGUGGCACAUUAAUAAGGAUGUCGAAGCUUAUGUGACUGGAUUGUUCAAGGACAAGACAGUGGGUGCAAAGUUCAAAAAUGGUAGAUGGAAACGAGUCAUGGAUGCAGCAUCUGAGCCGGAAUAUGAGUUAGCCUUGCAGAGAUUGAAAACAAGUUGGGUCGAUAUCCGAAAGGUUGAGAGUCAGCACUCGGCGGUCAAGAGUUGGAUAGAAUCAUCGACUGGUUCUUUGGAUACGGUAUGGGCUCGAGUGCAUUGCCAGAUUGGAAAUCAGAUCGUUGGAAUACGUAACGCUUUGGAGGCUAGUAGAUCUAAAGUGGGUGAGAAGUACAGGCACAUGCCGUUGCAGCGGCUUAAUGGAAAAGUUUCUCAUUAUUGUCUGUCUGUUCUUUACGAUGAGACGGAAAGACUGAGAGAGUUGAGUUGUGAGGUGCAUGUGCGUUGCCGUUGUGCUCUAUGGAUCACCAACGGGAUACCAUGUGCUUGCCAGAUUUAUGAUUCAAUGCGUGAUAAGAAGUGGUUGUAUUGUAGCCAAAUUCAUCCAUUUUGGCAGAGCCUUGUCAUUGGUGAUGAUGUUGAUAUACCGGAGUUCGUCAAUGAGUCGGCAGAAGAAGAAACACAUUUUCGUUCCCUUGUCAAUGAGGUUUUGGCUAGUGACCCUGUUACGAUUUGGAAUGUUUCUCGCAUCAUUGAAGAUGAGCUGCAUCCGAAUCAUUCAAAUAUUGAGGAGCCGGAAGUGAAUCACUCAACACGAGGUCGACCACAGGAUCGUUCUACUAAGCGUGAUUGUAGCCAUUUCGAGAAUGUUGAGCGUAACACAAGCGGUCGUGGAGGGAGAAGGUCGAGACAACAUAAUUCAAGGUACGCUCACUUGCUCCUCGGACCUAUAUUGCCUUACAUAAACGGAUGGAAUGAUGUCAUUGGUGAUGGUAAUUGCGGCUUUCGUUGUAUUGCCUCCUGCUUCAUGGGUGAUCAAGAGCAAUGGAGAUUAGCUCGACAAAUCAUGGCUAAUGAGAUCACUGGUUAUCCACCCUAUACAGGAGGAUUUAUUAUGAGCCAGGGUGGUUUGAAUUUUGAGAUACAACGUAUUCGUUGGAGCGGUGGUACAUGUGGGGAAAGACAUUGGAUGGUAGCCUUUCAGGAUUUGUAUGUAAUUGCUACCUUGUACAAUGCAACUGUGAUUUGUUAUGGAAUUGGAUUGACACCGACGAGCUACUAUCCUUGCAUCAUUGUGUUACCGUUGCAGGCCCCCGACAAUGCUACUGCACCAGCUCGAGAGUUUGUUAUAGGUACUGUGGGUGGGUCGCAUUUUAUUCUUUUACAGCUUGAUCAAGACCAUCCGAUUCCCCCGAUUGCAGAUGUUUGGUACCGGGCUCGUGAACCUAGCGUUAUUGGAUGGGAGCAACGAUACCAGUGUAGAAUUAGUUUGUGGGAAAGAUUAGUUGCGUCAUGA